Molecule: messenger RNA, 4763 nt
Organism: Phycodurus eques (leafy seadragon)
Lineage: Eukaryota; Metazoa; Chordata; Actinopteri; Syngnathiformes; Syngnathidae
Gene: sema3fa
Product: sema domain, immunoglobulin domain (Ig), short basic domain, secreted, (semaphorin) 3Fa
Exons: 19
Coding region: 366-2765 (799 amino acids)
Biological process (GO): neural crest cell migration; negative chemotaxis; positive regulation of cell migration
Molecular function (GO): semaphorin receptor binding; chemorepellent activity
Source: RefSeq, a predicted model, not a curated record
GCUCGUCCGUAUUUAACCUUCUCUUCUUCCCUCUGGAUCAACUCAUUCGCUUUCUUUUGCAUCUUCCCCCCGCAGUGGAGAGUACACAACUAUUAACGGAGGGCAACUUCACACCGUCAAGUUCACUUGAAUCCAUCCCAGGUUCGUUCGGCUCCGGCCGGGAUAACCGUGCGGGAUCUGCUGCGGAGGACACACGCCGGCUCACGACUGCGUGCGCCCGGGCACAGACGCUCCGAGCACCCCCGGGGGCCGGAUGGUUGUACAUUUUUUUUUUUUUUUUUUUUGACCGCUUCUAUCGCGACCUGCUUUGGAACUAACUAAACGGAAGCUCCCGGAUUCUCCUCCCCCUCGGUUAGAGAGAGACAAUGUUGUGGGACAGCCUGUGCUGUCUGCUGGCCCUGCUGGCCUCAUCGUCCGCGGGGCUGCCCCCGGCCUUGGAGCCGCUGUCCGCCCCCAGGAUCUUCCUGUCCUUCAAAGAGUUAAAGUCGACCGGCACUGCUCACCACUUCUCCUUCUUGCUGAACUCGAGCGACUAUCGAAUUCUUCGCAUGGACGAGGACCACGACCGCAUGUAUGUGGGCAGCAAAGAUUAUAUCCUGUCUCUGGAUCUGCACGACAUAAACAAGGAGCCACUCAUUAUCCACUGGCCCGUUGCCCCUCAGAGGAAGUCUGAAUGUGUCCUGUCUGGAAAAGACACCAAUGGCGAAUGCGGGAACUUCAUCCGUCUGAUCGAGCCGUGGAACCGCACUCAUCUGUACGUGUGCGGAACGGGAGCGUACAACCCCAUCUGCACGUACGUGGACCGCGGACGCAGGUCGCAGGGAUCCUCCUACCUCCAGGCCCCUAAAUAUGGAGGAAGAACCAAUCGGGCAGCAGACCAGAGUGCCACGUCAGAGCUUUUGGAGGCCAAGGAAUAUAUUUUCCGCCUUGAGCCGGGCAAAGUGGAUUCUGGGAAGGGAAAAUGUCCUUUUGACCCCAAACUGAACAGCGUCUCCGCUUUGAUCAAUGGCGAGUUGUAUGCGGGAGUCUACAUCGAUUUCAUGGGAACAGACUCUGCUAUCUUCCGUACACUGGGAAAGCAGACAGCCAUGCGGACCGAUCAGUACAACUCCAGAUGGUUGAACGACCCCACAUUCAUCCACGCACACCUCAUCCCCGACAGCGCCGAGAAGAAUGACGACAAGCUCUACUUCUUCUUCCGCGAGAAGGCCACCGAGAUGGGCCAGAGUCCCAUGAGCCAGUCCAGAAUCGGGCGGAUCUGCUUGAAUGACGACGGCGGCCACUGCUGUCUGGUGAACAAGUGGAGCACUUUUCUGAAGGCCCGUCUCAUCUGCUCGGUGGCUGGAGCCGACGGUGUCGAGACGCACUUUGACGAGCUCAGGGAUGUUUACAUCCAGCCGACGCAAGACACCAAGAAUCCUGUCAUCUACGGAGUCUUUUCAGUUUCAGGAUCUGUGUUUAAAGGCUCGGCGGUGUGCGUCUACUCCAUGGCAGACAUCCGCAUGGUCUUCAAUGGUCCUUUUGCUCACAAGGAAGGACCCAACUACCAGUGGGUGGCCUACACAGGGAAGAUCCCUUACCCCAGGCCUGGCACUUGUCCCGGAGGCACGUUCACCCCCAACAUGAAAUCCACCAAGGAUUACCCGGACGAGGUGAUCAACUUCAUGAGGAACCACCCCACCAUGCACAACGCCGUGUACCCGGUACACAAGCGGCCACUGGUGGUCCGCACCAACGUGGACUACGAGUUCACCACCAUCGCCGUGGACCAAGUGACGGCAGCCGACGGGAGCUACGAGGUCCUCUUCAUGGGCACAGAUCGCGGCACAGUGCAGAAGGUGAUCGUGUUGCCUCGAGACGACCUUCAGACUGAGGAAUUGGUUUUGGAGGAAGUGGAGGUCUUUAAGGUUCCCACCCCGAUCAUCACCAUGAAGAUCUCGUCCAAACGCCAACAACUGUACGUGGCGUCCGUACUGGGCGUCACCCACCUGGCUCUCCACCGCUGCGACGUGUACGGCGAGGUGUGCGCCGACUGCUGUCUGGCCCGGGACCCGUACUGCGCCUGGGACGGAAAAUCCUGCUCCAGAUACUCGGCGUCGCAGAAGAGACGCAGCCGUCGUCAGGACGUCAAGUACGGCAACCCCAUCCGCCAGUGCAGAGGCUAUAACUCCAAUGCCAAUAAGAAUACUCUGGAGACAGUUCAGUAUGGCGUGGAGGGCAGCACCACAUUCUUGGAGUGCCAGGCAAGGUCCCCCCAUGUUUCUCUCAAGUGGCAUCUUCAGAAAGAGAACAGCGACAGGAGGAAAGAGAUUCGCUCGGAGGGCCGCAUCCUGAAGACGGACCAGGGCCUCCUGAUCCGCUCCCUGCAGCCGUCGGACAGCGCCGUCUACCAGUGCACGUCCACGGAGAAGAACUUCAAGCACACGCUGGUCAAGCUGCAGCUGGUGGUGCUCUCCAGCCGCACCGUCAACAACGUCCUGGUGGAGACGGGCGCGCCGUCCCUGGCCCUGGCCCCGUUGCAGUCCAGCGCCUGGACGCCGAGCGCCGGCCAGUACAAAGACCUGCUGACCAUCCUGAGCCAACCGGAGAUGGGCCUGAUCAACCAGUACUGCCAGGACUACUGGCAGCUGGGGGACGGCGGCGGUGGCGGCGGCGGCGGCGGCCUGGGGGACGGCAAAGCCAAGAGUCUAAAGGAGCUGAAGGAGCAGAAGAAGCCGCGCAACCGCCGGCAUCGCGACGACGAGACGAGCCCCGCCGAGACAUGAGGAGCCGGAAACAACCAGCCGCGAGCACCUCCCUAAACGCUACACUAUCCCGCUGAUGUUCAGGAGUGACUCAUAACGGACGCAAUACAGCAGAAAAGACAAAAACUCUUGGAUGAAACACAAUAUUUAUUGUAGGUUGUAAAAAGUCAUUCUUUGUACCCAUCUAGGAAAAAACAUGUUUUUUUUUGUGAAUAGGAAGCUGUUGUUAUUAUUCUAAUGUUCUGGUUAGUGUUGCUGACGAUGUGUAUCCUGUUGAGGAUUAGGUCUUUUUUUUUUUUUUUUUAUGUUUGGUGUUUUGGGAGCAUCCACGCAAACGGACGAGGACUGAAAGCGGAACUUGGACAAGAACGCUCCUCUCGAAAGCUGUUAAAAGACGGCACAGAAAAAGCAUUUUUCAGGACCACGCAAACGCCCGCUGACUUCAUGUUCCAGCGCCCGCCCUAAUUCUUAAUAUUACAUUCUUACUUAACACACCCCGCACCACAGGAUAAUCACUUACGGUAAUGUUUUGGAAGCAUCUAACAAUCGGGGCUUUGCUGAGUUUGACCGGAAAAGGGGGAGGAAAAAAUGCUUCAAUUCUGUCUGAUUAUCGCUAUGUUUGUAGCCCGCUUCAGUUAAUCUUUCCAUCUAAAUGCAUCUUCAACAACAUGCGAUCAUUGUACUGGGGGAGAAACUGUCUUUCAAUCUUGUCUCCAAAAUGCAGACUCCAGUAGGCAGCUAUUCUUGAGUGAGUCAUUUACAAGAACAGCGGGGGGGCAAAGCAAAGGACUUUCUGUCGCCAAACACGGACAAAAGUAUUGGGAGAUGUCUCUUAAAGGGGACAUUAUGGAUUUUUUUUUUUUUCUUAUUUUCUUUUUUUUAGUUGAGGCGGGACCGUCGUAAACUGAGGACCCUCUUUGAGCAAUGGAAACACGCCCUCAAAACAGGCAAUGUUGGGGAAUGGUAUUUCCACUAUACCUCUUUGAUUCUUUGGGGAUUUUUUUUUUAACACCUUAGUUCCCUCUGAGAUAUUUGGGACAAUUCUAACCUUCCAAUUUUGUGGAGUCUAUAGAAGAUUGACGUGGUCCACAAAAUAUUGGCGGGGGGGGGGUCCCGACAUUUUUGUCUGUGGUAUAUGCGAUGUGGUCAUGAAAGUGGGGGGGGGGGUACACUUUGAUAUGGAUUUGAUAUGACACACACACAAGCACACAUGCUCACACACUAAUACAUGCACUCUCCAACGAGCACACAAUUAGAUACGCACGCGGUGACACACCACACACAUACACACAAGCGUACACACGCUCGCACACAGUGACACACACACAGACACUUAACACACACGCAAGCACUCACCAAACACAGCUGAUCGAACAUUUUCUGGGGCACUUUUGGGCGCACACAAAGCGGGGGGCACAUGCCCCCCCGGUCCCCCCAGGUUCUGCCCGCCUCUGACGCACACACAUGCACACAUAGACAAGCGCACACAGACGGGAGCCCACCAAACACACACACAUCCGGUCAUGAAAGGGGGAGAUUGCAGUUUGAUGUGGCUUAUUUUCAUUUUAUAAAUUCAAUUUUGCAUUCCUGCCGCUUUUCACGCUGAUAACGAGAGUCAUGAUUCAUUCAUCUUUGACUCAUUCAUAUACAGUACCAUUAAUGGGGGGGGGGGUCAUAGAAAAGGUACAACCAUACGCAGUUUUGGCAGGGUGUCUUUUGGUGGUGCAUGGCAUGUACAGUGUGUGUAUACAGUGUCUCUGUUCCCGUGAAUGUCGGUAAAUGUCUUUCUCAUUGUGGGAAUAUAGAAAUAAUAUCAAAGGGGAGAAAAAAAAAAAAAAAAGAAUAUGGGCUCCGAUUUUUUUAAGAGAGUGUUGCAGUCCAGAUUGUACUUAUAUUUGAAAUUUUAUUUUCUGUGUUUUGCAGACUUCCCUUGGGGUCAUUGUUGCAAAGUAAUGACUGAUAGGAUGCGCACUUGUUAUAAUGACUCGUAAAAAAAAAAAAAAAAAAUAUUAAAUCUUC